Molecule: messenger RNA, 1494 nt
Organism: Trichoderma citrinoviride
Lineage: Eukaryota; Fungi; Ascomycota; Sordariomycetes; Hypocreales; Hypocreaceae
Exons: 1
Coding region: 1-1494 (497 amino acids)
Source: RefSeq, a predicted model, not a curated record
AUGGCCCCCCAGCUCCUCCAUCUCCCCGAUGGCCAGACCUUCACCGUCACCCCCGUAUUCGCCGGCCUCGGCUUCAAGAGCCACGAGAUGAACAUGCACCCCAACGCCUUUCCCGUCGGCUGGAACGUCGUCCUGCACACCGAAGAAGAGGUCGAUCCUCGCGCCAACGACGGCAACGACGACGACGACGAUGAUGAUGAUGACGACGACGACGACCGAGACCCGUCCUCCCCCAAGACGCGCGUCCAUCCGUUCAAGCUCCCGACGCUGCAAAGCGACGCCCUCUUCAUCUCGUCCAUCUCCCAGCCGUCCAACUCCGACUUCAAGCCCGCCGCCAGCCCCACGCGCCAGAUCGCCAUGAUGCUUUGGGUGACGCUCUACUGGUACUUCCACCAGCCCGAGCCCGACCGCCGCCUGCGCACUGCCGCCAGCAGGAACACGCCCGACGAGGCCAAGCCCGUCGGCGAGUGGCGCAUCAACAUCAAGCGCGAGGGCGUCCUGCGCGGCCGCAACCUGAUCCCCAAGCUGGAGCGCAUGGGGCUCAUCACCGCCGAGGACCCCUCGUGCGGCACGGGGCUCGACGAUGCCGGCGCCGAGUGGGCGCGCAUGUUCGUCUCGCGCCGCAUGUUCUGGCAGAUCCCCGGCCACCUGUUCCUCUUCACCCUGCAGCCCAACCACAAGGCCUACAACUCGUCCGUCCCGGGGUCGCCCGUGGUUAGCCGCCCGAGCUCGCCCGUCCGCGGCGAGGGCAAUCGCACGCCGUAUCUCUCCAUGGACGGCUUUGCUCGCCUCGACAGCGACCUGCCCGGCGGACCGACGCCGACGAGCGUCCCCCAUGCUCCCGUGGUUCCCAUAGGGCCGUUCUACUCGACUUCGCAUCUCCCGACAUACUUUCCCCCGUUGACACUACAGUACACAGUCACAGACGGCGUCCGACACCCCGUGCGGUCGAAGCCCCCUAGGAUGGGCGAAAUCUUCUACUCGCGCUUCAUCCCUAGCGUCAACCAGUACCUCUCCUUCCGCGUCGCCUCCACGUCGACACACCCCGUCCCGUACCUCGGCCCCGUGGGCGGCAGAGCCCCCGAGCACACGCACCUCGCCCAGCUGACCGACGCCCAGCUCCUCCAGACGUGGAUGGCCAAGCCCCGCGUCAGCGAGUUCUGGGGCGAGUACAAGCCGGGCUUCCUCGAGGGCGUGCUGCGGCAGCGGCACUCGUUCCCCGCCAUUGCGCUGUGGAACGGGAUUCCCUUUGGCUACGUCGAGAUCUACUGGGUCAAGGAGGACAUACUGGGUCGGCACCUGGCCAACGGCGCGGGGGACUUUGAUCGCGGCAUACAUGUGUUUGUCGGGGAGGAGUGGGCGAGGGGGAGGGUGCCUGCGUGGUUGACGAGUUUGGUGCAGUGGUGCUUUUUGAACGAUAAUCGGACCAUGAGCGUUUGUCUGGAGCCGAGGGUCGAUAAUAAGCGGUAUGUCCUAUUUGAAUUCUGUCCUUAG